This is a messenger RNA of Nematolebias whitei (Rio pearlfish), 913 nucleotides long. RefSeq names its product FKBP prolyl isomerase 2 (gene fkbp2). The transcript has 3 exons. Gene Ontology annotation, molecular function: peptidyl-prolyl cis-trans isomerase activity. The record is from RefSeq and is a predicted model, not a curated record. Gene Ontology annotation, biological process: protein peptidyl-prolyl isomerization. The coding region runs from base 67 to 477 and encodes 136 amino acids. NCBI's taxonomy places the organism in Eukaryota, Metazoa, Chordata, Actinopteri, Cyprinodontiformes, Rivulidae.
AUGUAGUAACACCACCCGGUCAGCUACAUCCGUUUGUUUUGUUAGCUCAGUCGUCAUCGUUAAGUCAUGCAGUUCUUGUUGCUGGUGGCGGUUCUGUCUCUGAGCCCGGCGGCGGUGUUUGGGGACGGGAAGAAGAAGCUCCAGAUCGGCAUCAAGAAGCGUGUGGACAACUGUCCCAUCAAGUCCCGGAAGGGGGACGUGCUGAACAUGCACUACACCGGCAAGCUGGAGGACGGCACCGAGUUUGACAGCAGCAUCCCGCGGGACAGACCCUUCACCUUCACCCUGGGGACCGGACAGGUGAUUAAAGGCUGGGACCAGGGCCUGCUGGGCAUGUGUGAGGGCGAGAAGAGGAAGCUGGUCAUCCCCGCUGAGCUGGGCUACGGAGACCGGGGAGCUCCGCCCAAGAUCCCCGGAGGAGCCACGCUCAUCUUCGAAGUGGAGCUGCUGAGCAUCGAGAGGAAAGCUGAGCUUUGAGGGAGAGGACACGUUCAAAAGUUCCAAGAGGUGUUGCUGCUUGCAAAUAAGAUCAUCAGACGUUUAACCAAGAGUUCAAGCCAAAUCUGGGAGUUGAGUUGACUCAGCUCAGCAAAGCCACUAUUCUCAUUUGACUGGCAUUGCUUACGAUGAUCUGUGUUGAACUUAUUUUAAUAGAAGAACUGAUGAUAUGUUCCUGCUAAACACCAAGACAGUUCCCAUUCAGCAGCUGACUUUUUUUUCUUUCCGGGUCGAUAUUACCAUCAUAUCCUUUUUACUAAACCAUUUAUCUUGUAAAUCAGUUCACGUUUACACUCAUUUUGUGAUAAAUAAUCUACAUGCAUUUUGUCAGCAAUGAAUCUGGGCACAGGUUAUGAUAAAUGAUUUUGUUUACUGGACUAUUUGGAAUAUUGAUAAUAAAAUGUUGACAAUUUAA